This is a messenger RNA of Prosopis cineraria, 2012 nucleotides long. Its product is annotated as monocopper oxidase-like protein SKS1. The record is from RefSeq and is a predicted model, not a curated record. Gene Ontology annotation, cellular component: plasma membrane. The coding region runs from base 78 to 1859 and encodes 593 amino acids. The transcript is spliced from 9 exons. Gene Ontology annotation, molecular function: copper ion binding; oxidoreductase activity. NCBI's taxonomy places the organism in Eukaryota, Viridiplantae, Streptophyta, Magnoliopsida, Fabales, Fabaceae.
GGCCCUGUGCUAUUCGUUUUUCUUUCGCAAGAAGCAAGUUUCAGAAAUUCGAAUAGCAUCUUUCUCUGCGAUCAUCCAUGAAAAUGACUCCCUCUCUUUUCUCACUCUCGCUGCUGCUGCUGCACAUUGCUCUGCUCUCGUUCCUCUGUUUCGCUGGCGACCCAACUGUUUUCUUUGAGCUUCGGGUCUCUUACACCACUGUCUCGCCUCUCGGUGUUCCUCAACAGGUGAUAGCUGUCAAUGACAAGUUUCCAGGCCCUCUCAUAAAUGUUACUACUGGUAACAAUCUAGUUGUGAAUGUCUGGAAUGAUUUGGAUGAGGAUCUCCUUCUUACUUGGCCUGGGGUUCAAAUGAGACGAAAUGCAUGGCAAGAUGGUGUUCUGGGAACAAAUUGCCCUAUUCCUCUCAAAUUGAACUGGACAUAUCAAUUUCAAGUGAAGGAUCAGAUUGGGAGCUUCUUCUACUUCCCUUCUCUGAAUUUCCAGAGAGCCUCUGGUGGUUUUGGUCCCUUAGUUAUCAACAAUAGGGAGGUUAUCCCAAUUCCUUUUGCACAGCCUGAUGGGGAUAUUGUUCUUAUCAUUGGUGACUGGUAUACACAAAACCACAUGGCCCUGAGAACAGUACUUGAUGCUGGAAAAGAACUUGGUAUACCGGAUGGAGUUCUUAUCAAUGGGAAAGGACCUUUCCGAUACAACACCACUUUGGUACCUGAUGGCAUCCAAUAUGAAACUAUUAAUGUUGAUCCUGGCAAGAUUUACAGAAUUCGUGUCCACAAUGUGGGGAUAUCAACUAGUUUGAACUUCAGGAUACAGAAUCAUAAUCUAGUUCUGGCAGAAACAGAGGGUUAUUAUACAGUUCAAGCAAAUUAUACCCAAUUUGACAUUCAUGUUGGGCAGUCUUACUCUUUUAUUGUGUCUAUGGACCAAAACGCAAGUUCAGACUACUAUAUUGUGGCAAGUGCAAGGUUUGUCAAUGCAUCAUUGUGGCAGAAAGUCACAGGGGUAGCAAUCUUGCAUUAUUCUAAUUCUAAGGGACCUGCUACUGGUCCUCUGCCAGACCCACCAAACGAUCUAUACUACAAAGAGGAAUCAAUGAAUCAAGCACGAAGUGUGAGGCAAAAUACAUCUGCUAGUGGAGCUCGUCCCAAUCCUCAAGGAUCCUAUCAUUAUGGCUCCAUCAACAUAACUGACACUUAUCUUUUAAAAGUUCUGCCACCAGUGACAAUCAAUGGAAAAGUUCGAGCUGCCAUUAAUGGGAUUUCAUUUGUUAAGCCAGAAGUACCAUUCCGGCUAGCUGACAAGCAUAACUUGACGGGAGUUUAUAAACUUGAUUUUCCCAGUAAGCCCUUGGAUAGGCCUCCAUUGAUGGACAGAUCUAUUAUCAAUGCUACUUAUAAGGGGUUUAUUGAAGUUGUGCUGCAAAACAAUGACACCACAAUGCAGAGUUUUCAUUUGGACGGCUAUUCAGCGUUUGUAGUUGGGAUGGCUUAUGGUAAUUGGUCAGAAGAUUCCAGAAGUCAGUAUAAUAAGUGGGAUGCCAUUUCUCGAAGCACAAUUCAGGUCUAUGCUGGUGGAUGGACAGCAGUCCUGGUUUCUCUUGACAAUGUUGGAUCAUGGAACCUGAGAGCCGAAAACCUGGACAGGUGGUAUCUUGGGCAAGAAACAUAUCUGAGGAUUGUCAAUCCUGAAGAAAAUGGUGAUACAGAGAUAGAUGCACCGGAUAAUGUUCUAUACUGUGGUCCCCUCAAGGAUCUACAAAAGCACCCGAUUUCAUCUUCUGGGUCGGUUGUCUCUUCUCCCGGAGGAAUUUUCACAUCCAUGCUGGCACUGCUCAUGUUAAUUUACGUGUUGCAUAUAUAGAUAAAAGGGAGAGGAAGGAGUAGUACAUAGACAUGUGUAGGAGUUUUUUAUGGCUCCACGUACAAGCAAUUCAAAUAUGUUAUUACUUGUGUCCUGUGUACUUAUUGUCUUUCCUCUAACUUUGAUAUGUUCCAGUAAAUCAGUAAUUGCUUU